ACUAUGUUUGAUAACUUGUACGGUGUAGGCACACUUAGCAGACAACUUCUGCGUAAUUUUAGAAGCCCACUGUAAUUUUUGACAAACAAGGAAGCAUUUAAAUCAAAAUUCACUUUCAAAUAUCCUGCAGUAUCUUUCGCAACUUAUAAGUAACAGCUGCAGCGAUUGAAGAUAUCUUUUAGAACCCUCGAAGUUGAUAAUUAUUAGUAUCGGUAAAAAUACUUGUUGUUCCGAAGACUUAGUGACUACGUGGCUGCGGCAUUGUAACAUAAGUACACUUUUGCAUUCGCUGCAAAGGAAAUAGUGAUACAUAUGAAAUAAUAAAUAAGUGGCUAAAAUAUAAAACUGACGGCAGAUAAUCUAUUUCAAAUUAUUUUAAGAUAAUCACUUCGAAUAUCUGCUGAAAUGGGGCUGUGCAAGUGUCCUAAAAGAAAAGUCACGAAUCAAUUUUGCUUCGAACAUCGCGUAAAUGUUUGCGAAAAUUGCAUGGUCACAAAUCAUCCCAGGUGUGUCAUUCGAUCAUAUUUACAAUGGCUGCAAGAUUGUGAUUGCAAUCCCAUAUGCACAUUUUGCGAGGAGAGUUUGAGUAGCAGGGAAAGCUGUAGAUUAACAUGUUAUCAUGUUUAUCAUUGGGCCUGUCUUGAUGCACACUGUAGAUCAUUAUCAGAAUCUACAGAAAAUGCAAAUUUUCAAUGUCCAGAAUGUUACACAGAAAUCAUACCACAACCAAACUUAGUAUCACCAGUAGCUGAUGUCUUGAGAGAAAAAUUAACUCAUGUUAAUUGGGCUAGGACGGUACUAGGACUUCCAAUGUUAAGUAAUGAUGAAGAACAAAAACCAAAUAACAGUCACAAUCUUAUCGAUUUGGAAAAUUCACAAUCAAUGCAUCAUGCUGCAAAUUUUUCAUCAUCCCGAAAAAAUGGAAGUACCUUAUCAUCUAACUUAACAACAAACAAUAUGCAUUCAAACAACCGAAACUCAGGGCCACCUUACUCUGUUGUUGAUAUGGAAUCUGCUUUGGCUAAUUCAUCAUCUAGAAGAACUUACCUAGAACCUCACAACGACAAUAAAAAUUCAUCUUAUGAUAUGGAUGAAAAGAAAUAUCAAAAAAGAUCAAUUAUAUCCAUGUUCAAAAGUUGGUAUAGAGUACACAGAUUGAGAAAAUAUACAAAUGGAUCUUUGCGUAAAAGAUAUGCGAUUCUGUUAGCAGUAGCUAUAUUUUCAUUUAUUAUAUUAAUGAUGUUAUUUUCAUGGUUGGGUAAAUUGGUAACAGAUGGUGAUCCAUCUUAUGAUCCCAUGAAUAAUCCUAUGAUUAAUGUUGAAGAUAAUAAUUGAUUCAAGGCUGAAUACACAUGUUUUGAAAAAUUAUUGUUCAUAUAACUGUAUAAAGAUUGUUAGGAAUAUAUUUUGCAAGUCUAUGAUAAGUUUUAAAAAAACUUUUGCAAUAAUACAUCAUAUAAUAUUUAUUAUAAUUAUGAUAGUAGUAAUAAUAA
This is a messenger RNA of Trichogramma pretiosum, 1493 nucleotides long. Its product is annotated as zinc finger protein-like 1. Gene Ontology annotation, cellular component: Golgi apparatus. The record is from RefSeq and is a predicted model, not a curated record. Lineage: Eukaryota; Metazoa; Arthropoda; Insecta; Hymenoptera; Trichogrammatidae. The transcript is spliced from 3 exons. Bases 406 to 1335 code for a protein of 309 amino acids.